Messenger RNA from Oreochromis niloticus (Nile tilapia), 616 nucleotides. RefSeq names its product calcium load-activated calcium channel. The transcript has 5 exons. Gene Ontology annotation, molecular function: calcium channel activity. Bases 243 to 518 code for a protein of 91 amino acids. Lineage: Eukaryota; Metazoa; Chordata; Actinopteri; Cichliformes; Cichlidae. Gene Ontology annotation, cellular component: endoplasmic reticulum membrane; cytoplasm; endoplasmic reticulum. The record is from RefSeq and is a predicted model, not a curated record. Gene Ontology annotation, biological process: endoplasmic reticulum calcium ion homeostasis.
AACAUUGUAUUUGAUAUUAUACGCUAUCAGGUGCUUGCUAAAAUUUCAGAUCAUUCAUUCAUAAUGGUCUGCAAUUCUUAUGAGUUGUGCUUUAUGUUGAAGCAAACUGAAGGUCCUGGUUAUAGCGUUUCCGCCAUGUUUAACCUGCAGGCUUUUACUUUGACAGUGGUGAACCGGAAGUGGAUCUACGCCCCUUGAAGUCGGCUAGAUUCUACUUUGCUGGACACCAAGGACAGGGGUCCAUGAUGAGUGGAGGUCCAACCUUACGGCGGGUCACUGUUGGUGGGGGUUCAGGCCAGCAAGCAGGUAUGGGAGGACCUGUGGCUCAACAGCAGCAAGGACAGACAGUUAAGAAGAAAAAGGAAACCAUAACUGAAUCUGCUGGACGCCAACAAAAGGAGAAGAUUGAAAGGCAAGAGGAGAAGCUGAAGAACAACAGAGACCUGUCUAUGGUGCGGAUGAAAUCCAUGUUCACCAUUGGUUUCUGCUUCACAGCUCUCAUGGGCAUGUUCAACUAAGUUACUGCAGGUUUCGAUGGAAGAGUUGUGGCCAAAUUGCCAUUUGUGCCACUGUCGUAUAUCCAGGGACUGUCACACCGCAACCUGCUGGGCGAGGA